Macadamia integrifolia is the source of this 2478-nucleotide messenger RNA. RefSeq names its product acyl-CoA-binding domain-containing protein 4-like. Bases 139 to 2163 code for a protein of 674 amino acids. The transcript has 19 exons. NCBI's taxonomy places the organism in Eukaryota, Viridiplantae, Streptophyta, Magnoliopsida, Proteales, Proteaceae. The record is from RefSeq and is a predicted model, not a curated record. Gene Ontology annotation, molecular function: protein binding; fatty-acyl-CoA binding. Gene Ontology annotation, cellular component: cytosol. Gene Ontology annotation, biological process: lipid transport.
GAGAGAGAGAAGGGAAAGAAAAAAAUUUCACAAGACACUGGACGCCCCGGGAAAGACACGGAAGAGGUUUAACCAGACGUUCUCAUACGUACCAGUAACUACUUAAUCGAACUUCGAAGCUCACCUGAAGCAGAAGCAAUGGCGUUGGCGAGAGCAAGCUCUGGCCUCGCUUACCCGCAGAGAUUCUAUGCUGCUGCUUCAUAUGUUGGUUUUGGUGGAUCUCCAAAUUCAUCUAAAGGCGUGAUUUCGAAGUUCCAGAACGACACCGCUUUGUUGCUUUACGGAUUAUAUCAACAGGCAACAGUGGGACCUUGUAACAUUCCUAAACCUCGAGCUUGGAAUCCUGUGGAGCAAAGCAAAUGGACAAGCUGGCAUGGUCUUGGAAACAUGGCCUCAACAGAAGCAAUGCGUCUUUUUGUGAAAAUCUUGGAGGAAGAAGAACCGGGGUGGUAUUCGAAUGUACCUGAAUUUGUGAUCGAGCCUAUUGUAGAUGUGGAGAUGAAUGUGAUUUCUUUGGAAAAUCCAAAAUCUGAGUCAGUCACUCAGAACGGGAACUCCUUUCCCGAGCCAAAGGCUAUCAUCACCGAAAAUGGGAGCAUGGAGACUCAGGAUAAGGAUGUUGUAUUGGAGGGCCUUGGUUCAGUUGGUGUUUAUGAUCAAUGGGUUCAACCUUCAAUAUCUGGCCAACGUCCAAAAGCACGAUACGAGCAUGCAGCAGCUGUGGUCCAAGAUAAAAUGUAUAUUUUUGGUGGAAAUCAUAAUGGUCGUUAUCUUAAUGAUCUUCAGGUUCUGGAUUUGAGAAGUUUGACAUGGUCAAGAGUAGAGGCUAAGGCAGGUACCGAGUCUCUAGAAUCACCGUCUCCAGUACGCAUGGCUCCCUGUGCUGGUCAUUCCUUGAUAACAUGGGAAAAUAAACUUAUUUCUAUUGCUGGACAUAUGAAAGACCCUUCAGAGACUGUCACAGUGAAGGCAUUUGAUUUGCAAGCAUGUACUUGGUCAACCUUAAAGACUUAUGGAAAACCACCGGUCUCACGGGGAGGUCAAUCAGUGACCCUUGUUGGGUCAACCACUUUAGUCAUGUUUGGUGGUGAAGAUGCAAAACGAGCUCUCCUUAAUGAUUUGCACAUUCUUGACCUUGAAACCAUGACAUGGGAUGAAAUUGAUGCUGUAGGUGUGCCACCAUCUCCAAGGUCUGAUCAUGCUGCUGCAGUACAUGCUGAGAGGUUCCUUCUUAUCUUUGGUGGGGGUUCGCAUGCCACAUGUUUCAAUGAUCUCCAUGUCCUUGACUUGCAGACAAUGGAAUGGUCAAGACCAACACAACAGGGCGAUAUACCAAGUCCAAGGGCUGGCCAUGCGGGUGUAACAGUAGGGGAGAACUGGUUUAUUGCUGGUGGAGGCAAUAAUAAGAGUGGGGUUUCGGAAACUGUUGUGCUUAAUAUGUCCACUCUUGUUUGGUCAGUUGUAACCACUGUCCAAGAACGUGUACCUCUUGCAAGUGAGGGCUUGAGUCUGGUCGUGAGUUCCAACAAUGGUGAAGAUAUUCUAGUGUCCUUUGGAGGAUACAAUGGGCGGUACAGCAAUGAGGUUUACGUUAUCAAACCAAGCCACAAAUUUACAUUGCAAUCUAAGAUGAUGGAGAGAGCUGUGCCUGAUGGUGUUGCUGCUCUGCAUAAUCCAACGAAUGCUGCCAGAGAAGUGGAGUCUGAAAUUGAAGCUGGGCAAGAAGGAAAUAUAAGGGAAAUUGUGGUGGACAACAUUGAUUCAGAGUCCUUGAACGUAAAAGGUGAGGAAAACAAAGAACGAAUUCUAGCGGCCCUGAAGGCAGAAAAAGAAGAAUUGGAAGCAUCACUUACAAAGGAGCAGUUGCUGUCCCUUCAGCUGAAGCAAGAAUUAGCAGAAGCUGCAACACGAAAUACAGACCUUGUGAAGGAGCUUCAAUCUGUCCGUGGUCAGCUUGCUGCUGAGCAAUCAAGAUGCUUUAAACUUGAGGUUGAUGUUGCAGAGCUGCGGCAGAAACUUCAAACAAUGGAGACCUUACAAAAGGAACUUGAGCUGCUCCAAAGACAAAAAGCUGCCUCCGAACAGGCAGCCUUAAAUGCAAAACGGCAAAGCUCGGGUGGUGUCUGGGGCUGGCUUGCAGGCACCCCUGCGUUAGAAAGCUGAUGAAGCUUCAGAGUAACAUGUAGUUUUGUUUCAUCCCCUGUCUUAUUAUUUCUCUCCCCAACAACCCCACCCUAAAGAAAAAAAAAAAGAGAAAAUUCCCCAACCCAAAAUUGGUUUUUUCUAGUGAUGGAAAUAAGAGAUUUAAGUUUCUGUUGAUUAAUAUGAUGCCUAGGGCUUCUGCUUAAUCAUAUUUUGUAAGUCCACCUGUAAUUACAUGCGGCUCGAUCAGCAUAUUGUUUUGCUUGUUACCAUUUUUUAUGUAAGAAGUUAUAUUCUAAAGGAAGAAGAAUGGGUCCCAGAAAAGAUUUCUAUUUA